Molecule: messenger RNA, 4323 nt
Organism: Gambusia affinis (western mosquitofish)
Lineage: Eukaryota; Metazoa; Chordata; Actinopteri; Cyprinodontiformes; Poeciliidae
Gene: armc1
Product: armadillo repeat containing 1
Exons: 7
Coding region: 352-1182 (276 amino acids)
Molecular function (GO): metal ion binding
Source: RefSeq, a predicted model, not a curated record
CCUGUCAGUGUGCUUUCAAAACCCAAACACUGUGCACAGCUGCUAGCAAAAGAAGCGUAGGGGAAGAAAGGGGACACAGGCCAAGGGGUGGUGAAAUUGUUUUUGUUACUAUUUACUUUAGGUAGUUUCGUAACAUAGCUAUUGGUUCAGGUGUCAAUUUUGUAUUCGUAGUGGCUGAGUCGAUCCGGAUUUGGCUUGGGACUUUCAUGACCAACUGACAUAAAGCUAGCUUUAGAGUACGGAUAGUUAGCAUAGCCUAGCCCCUGCUGAAUCGGCUGUGUACAACAGGGCGUGAUUUAAGUAAAGAGAACAGGUUGGUUUGAUGCACGUGCCAUCAAAGCCGGAGGCACCAUGAGUGCGGAGGUGGAUGCACUGACUGUAGUAAACCAGCUGAGAGAUCUCGCUGCGGACCCCCUGAAUCGAAGAGCCAUAGUUGAGGACCAGGGUUGCCUUCCGGGGCUCAUCCUUUUUUUCGACCAUCCUAACCCACAGGUUGUCUACUCUGCAUUGUUGGCUGUGCGCUACCUGGCAGAAUGUCGGGCCAACAGAGAGAAGCUGAAGGGCGAGCUGGGCAUGAUGCUGAGCUUGCAGAAUGUCAUGCAGAAGAGCACAUCCCCCGGGGAGACCAAACUGCUGGCGUCUGAGAUAUACGAGAUUCUGCAGUCAGCUGGUAAAGAAGAGGCUGAGCAGGCCGAGGCAGCCGCUGCGUCCUGCCGCCGUAAAGCCCACUUCUUCCUCGGCUCCAACAACAAGAGGGCCAAAACUGUAGUUUUGCACAUCGACGGACUGGACGACUCUACUCGAAGGAGCCUGUGUGAGGAGGCUUUGCUAAAGAUACGAGGAGUCAUCAGUUUCACCUUCCAGAUGGCCGUGAAGCGAUGCGUUGUCCGUAUCCGUUCCGACCUUAAAGCUGAGGCAUUGGGAACAGCAAUUAACUCCACCAAAGUAAUGAAGGCUCAGCAGGUGGUGAAGACAGAGGACGGCGGAGAGCUGAUGGUACCAUUCCAGGAGGAUCCGUCUGUGCUGGUGGAGGAGAACACAGACAUCCCAGACUACUUACCUGAGGACGAGAGUCCAUCGCAGGAGCAGGACAAGGCCGUCACCCGGGUGGGGUCGGUCACAGACGGCCUGGGCUGGCUCAGCACGGCCGCCAACUUCCUGACACGUUCAUUCUACUGGUGACAGCUUCCCGCGUCUCACUCAGCAUAGUGUCGGUUUUCACCCUGCGUCACUAGUUUUAGGUUCCCCUCUCAACAGCACAUGUGCUGGACUGCCAGUUGGAACAUGCAAUAACUUUAACAUGUGCAAAUAUUAGGCUACAAAUCCCACAACAAGGCUGUUUGUUCAUGACUAUAAACUAACUGCAGAUAUCUAGAGGACAUAGCCAAAGGACUCUAUAUCCAGCAGAACCAAAUAGCUUCCUGGAAAUGAGUAAUGCUAUGUUGAACUAGUAGAUAAAUGAGAGGUUCAGUUUCAUCUCUUUUUGUGCAUGAGUUCAGCUCUUCAUUUCCUUCCAUCUAUUCCAAUAUUUCCUCAUUAGAUUAUUUAUCCUUUAAAUUUGUUACAUUUUCAGUCACGUUUUGUUUGUUCUUUUCAGCAUGCUAUGUGCCAAUCUUGCCCGUUGCCUAAGUCCACAAAUAAUUUGUGUGGUUUUUGAGAGUUAGUUGUAAUUAUUUAUUCAUAUUUUACUCAAAUCAUUUGAGAGCUCUGAACAAAGGCUGUUAGUUCACAGAAAAAAGUAGACACCAGCAGAAACCGCUGCUCAUUCAGCCGCCGGCUCCCAUGCGUUGGACUGAAUUGUGAUUUUUAAAUCACAGCUUAUGAGUGUUUUGGCUGAUUGAUGCAGGGCAUCUAGAUACAUCCAAAUGUCACCUGCCAGUUAAUUUAAUGAAGUCAUUCAGUUUAAAUAGUGAAACUUCAUUUCACAUGGCUGUAUUUCAAACGUUUAUUUCUGUUAGCUUCGAUGACUCUGGCUUACAGCUAACGAAAACCCAAAAUUCAGUUCUGUGGAAAAUUAUAAUAUUACAUUAGAUUAAUAAUAAAAAAAAAAAAAAGCUUUUAAAACGGAAAUGUGAGCCUCUCAGUUUGGUCAUGGCUCGUUCUUGUGCGAAUUACAGCAUGGAAGUUCUGCUUUGAAAUUAAAUUAACGUUGCAAAACUUAGCAGUGGAAGCAUAAACUGCUGUAAUAUUUCUGUGCUGACUUUGGACUUCAUGAAACACAGAGGACCAACACCAGCACAUGACUUCACUGACAGUCAGUCGUACCUCAAGUCCUGGAUACAUCUCUGACUCCACUUCAGUCCAGAACUUGUAAAUAUUCAACUCUAAGGAAUGGGCUUUACUUUAUGAUCCUCUCCAGACUGUGGUUAUCCCUGCAACGUCUUCCACCAAACGUUUUCCUUCCUCUCUUCCAUUAAGAUGCUCUCUGUGGAAGACCAGCUUAUUUAGAACGCUUGUGGAGAAAGUCAAUGUCUGUCUGGAUGGCUGCUAGGUCAACCGAUUUAGGUCAAGAGGUUUGCAACCCACAUGCAGUUCUUUGGAUCUUCUACAUGGCUCUUAAUAACUAAGAAGUAGUAAAGUUUCAACUAAUGCUUUCAGGUCUCAGCCCUUCUUCGGGUUUUUGCAAUAAUAAUUAGUCACAUUAAAUUUUAAGUUUGUUUAAAUCAACUUAAACAAACUGGGUUAGAAACUUUGUGCUUUACAGGAUUUUUUCACAAACAUCAACAUCCCACAGAAGAAUAUGUGAAAUAUAUAUAUAUAUAUAUAUAUAUAUAUAUAUAUAAACGUACUAACGUCAGAGGGACGUGCAUAUGUCAGUAGUAAUAUGCUCUUCUUUAUUUGUCCAUGUUGCAGUUAAUCUUUGUUGCAUGUUUGUUUUUAGUAUAUAUAUUUAUAAAAAUAACAAAUUUUCCUAUUGCAGGUAUAAUUUGUCAAAUUCCUUUUUUUCCCUGACAGUUCAUUUAAUGUUUGUGGCUCUAGACAAGUUUUAUUUCACUUGACUGGGAACUUUCGCCUGGUUUAGGUCGUAGCGUUUCAUUUCUGCAUCGAAGUCAAUGCUUUGUUGGUCCUAUGUGCUAUAAUAAUUGUCAGACAAACUGAAUUUGGUGUUUUUACUACCUGGAAGCCGUAGUCAUCAAAAUGAGGUGUGACGAAUCCAGACACUUUACAAUGCAUUUCACUUUUUAAAUUGAAUUACUGAAAUAAUUCAACUUUUGGAUGAUUUUUCAAGUAUUUAGAUGCCGCUCAUCACACCCUUUUAAUGUGUUUGAUUGCUUUAUAAAAUUUAAAUCCAUCCAAGGUAACCUUAUGCAGGUAACCCCUCUAAGGUGAGCUCCUCUGUUAGCGAUCCUUCAUUGAUGAUGCUACCUCUGCUCUCAGCCUCGCCCUUCACAUCAACCUGGGCUGUGAUCUGUCAGUAACACCACAGCUCUGCAUGAUGAAGCCGCCUGCUUGGUAAAUAUUUCCCCGUGUUUCCUUGAAUUCCUCGGCCAUUUUUUUGCAGUAUUGUCACGACAGCUUAGCCAGCAGUGUCCUUAAAGCAGCGAUCAUGUUGGAGCACACUCUCACAUUCGAAGGACUCACACAAACGCUGUGGAGGAGAUGUAUAUUUUGUAAAUGGUGCCUCAUUCCCUGACGUGAAGGAUCUUUUUUUUUUUUUGUUAUUUUACUUUUAGUUUGAAUAAUUCUGGCUUUUAUUAUAGGUCACAAAUUACGACUAGAGCUCGUAGCAGCUGGUGUUUCUUUUUAAUCUCCUGAAUUUCACCUCAGGUUUAAUUAUUCUGACUUGUGUCAUUAACAGUUAUUACAGCCAGUGCUGACCGGGCCACUUUCUGUCUUUCAUGGUACGGAGACGUCACGUUUGGUUGGGGUCAAACCGAGAAAACGGCAGAGAAAAGCAAAACUGGUGGUGGCCAUGUUUUGAAAAGCAAUAAUUUUUUCUGGUUGAUGUCACCAUAGGUCAACAACACCUUGCAGACUAGCGUCAGCGGGACGUGCAUAUGUCAGCAGUAUUACUCUCUUCUUUAUUUGUCCACGUUGCAGUUAAUCUUUGUUGCAUGUUUGUUUUUAGGAUUUCAGCUCAUUUUGCAAAGAAAAUACUUGAAACCUGUUCAGAUUUCUUUUUUUUCUUUCUUCUUGCCAUUUGCCUCAGCUGUAAUAUCGAGAAAGAGCCUCUGACAAAAUCCUCGGAAAUGUAACCUCUUGUGUACAAACUUGGCAGAUGUAAUAUAACCUGUGCAGAUUUUAAAAGCUGUAGAUUCCUGUAUACUGUUAAUGCGAAACAAUGAUAAACAUUGAAAUAAGAGAAACGGUGUCGGCUUUCAA